ACAUUUGUAUAAUCGCACGCGCGGAGAAAAUAAAUAUAUUAACCUCUAAAAAUUAGACAACAUCAAUUAAUUCAAUUUUAAUAUAUUAUUAAAAAUGAAUUUGCGAGUUUUAUGUCGUUUAUCUCCUUUUAAUUUAACAUGUAAAAGGUACCUUAAUAAUAAUGUAGCUAGUGUAACUAAAAUUCAUCGAGAAGUUUAUACAAGAAUGUAUCCUACUACAGUAGUUUUGGCUGAUGGCUCUUCUGUUAAUAUUAGAUAUCACGAACCUCGAAAAAUUAUAAAGUUACCUUUGGACUUAUCACAAUUGUCACCUGAAGAAAGGAAACUUAGAAUAGAUAAAAGAAAACCAAAGAAGAAAGUUAAAAUUACUGAAGAUGUUGAAGAUAAUUUCAAUGCUAAGAAGUAUUUGAAAUAUAUUAAGAAGUAAAUGUUAAUAGAUGAAGAAACCUAGAAAUUAGUUAUAAAUUAUUCAGUGUCAGUAAA
This is a messenger RNA of Pectinophora gossypiella (pink bollworm), 483 nucleotides long. RefSeq names its product 39S ribosomal protein L55, mitochondrial (gene mRpL55). Bases 95 to 427 code for a protein of 110 amino acids. The record is from RefSeq and is a predicted model, not a curated record. NCBI's taxonomy places the organism in Eukaryota, Metazoa, Arthropoda, Insecta, Lepidoptera, Gelechiidae. Gene Ontology annotation, biological process: translation. Gene Ontology annotation, molecular function: structural constituent of ribosome. Gene Ontology annotation, cellular component: mitochondrial large ribosomal subunit. The transcript has 2 exons.